Molecule: messenger RNA, 1528 nt
Organism: Cannabis sativa
Lineage: Eukaryota; Viridiplantae; Streptophyta; Magnoliopsida; Rosales; Cannabaceae
Exons: 1
Coding region: 353-1321 (322 amino acids)
Source: RefSeq, a predicted model, not a curated record
CAAUAGGACCCAUCCACCUCACUGGUGGCCCCAGCUUGUUUGUUGAUGCAGCUGUAAGAGGAUUGCUCAGUUUUGGGGCUGCCAUUCUUUGCAAUGGUGGUGAUUCUUCGUAUGACCUUUUUACCUCAAAGAUUAUUAUAUUGGCCCAAAAUGAAUUGCAAUAAUGAAACUAGUAGAGAUUAGUUACAAGAGGAACUUUCUUAUUAAAAUAACAUUUCCAAAAGUCAAGCUGCCCACUGAGGCUCAGAGAUCAUAUUCGAUUGAGUCAACUCAAAGAGGAGACAGACUUUAAAUCUGAAUUUAAAGAAUAACCAAUUUCAAUUCAAGGAAGAAGAAGAUUGAGUAUCCAACAAUGAAGGUAUUUGAUAUCCUUAAAGAAACUCUCACAAUUUUUCACAAAAACACCAACUUUAUUUUCUUCACCAUUCUAACAUCACUGCCUCUGUUUUGUUUCUUAAUUUACUAUGAAACCUUCCUCCAAAAAUUCCUGUCUCAAAGUACUGAAAAUCUCCCAUUACCAAAAAAGACAGGUCUUUUUAUUCCUUCACUUGGUAACCCAUGGCUUUUACCAAUUGAUAUGUUUAGAAAUAUAAACAAGUACCAUUUUAAUGAGCUUUUUCAAAUGUGUUUUCUCUAUUUGGUACCCCUUCAUCUCCUAGAGUUCAUUAACUUAAUUUUCACUGUUGAUUUGUCUUCAAAAAUUUACAGAGAAGAAAAAGCUUUGACAUUUUUUGAUAUGUUUCAUCUAAGGAUCGAAAAAGUCAGAUUAAGAGCCACUUUUGUUACAUUUCUCUAUGUUGUGUUCUUAUCCACAUGUACUCUUCUCGGGUUUAUUUGGUUACUAGUAACCUAUUCUGCUGUUUUUAGGCUCUUCUUCACACCUGAAAGAAGUGGAAUUGUUUUGAAUAAUUUUGAAAGGGUAUCUUCAUUGGGAUUUAAUCUUUUCCAUCAUCUAAUUUAUGGGUCAAAUCUAUUAUUCUUGGUGAUAAUCUACUUGCCUUGGUGUGCUAUAUGGAACUUGGGUCUUGUGAUUUCAAUCCUGGAAGGGAUUUGUGGGAUCAAAGCUUUAGGCUCAGCAGCUUAUCUUAGCCUAAGGAAUACUCAGAAUGGAGUUGGUUUGGUGCUUAUUUUCACUAUUUGGGAAUUGGGUUUGAGGGCACUAUGCCUCUACUUUGGCUGCUAUAAAACAUGGUUUGGGAUUAUUGGUUUGAUCAGUUUGUUAUGCUUGGGAAAUGCAGUUAAAUGGGCCUCUUUUGUUGUGUAUUUUCAAGAUUGCAUAUGGCGAGUUUCUAAGAAGAAAACUGGUGAGGAACAAGGUUAAAGCAUUGUUUGUCUAAAGUGGCAAUUGAAUUGUAACAAUAGAUUAUUAAUUAAUUUUGUUUUGACGAGAAUUAAAGAUUUAUUUAACGUAGAGUGGAAUAUGUAUAUAGAAUUUUUUUUCAUUUUUUUUAAUAUUUUUACGGAAAUUCAUGUAACAACUCAUAUAACAAUUGAAUUAAUGUAGCAAUAUAAAUCGCAAUUUAAAUUC